GCGCGCGGCCGGCCCUGCCGCUGUCGCUGCUGCUGCUUCUGCGGUAGCCGGUCCCGGUGCGGGGAGGCUAGUGGGCGGACCAACAGACGGACGCACACGCAGGAACGCUGCGCCCCCCGGCCCCGCUCCAGCUCCGCCGCCCGCCCCCAGGCCGCCGGUUCAGCCACCACUCGUCUCGGUGUUGCUCGGCGCCCCGGUUCGCCAUGCGCCGCGCCGGUGUCCUGGCGCUUCUGCUCUGCGCGGGGCAAGUCAUUGCCCUCCCUGUGAACAGCCCUAUGAAUAAAGGGGACACUGAGGUGAUGAAGUGCAUCGUUGAGGUCAUCUCUGACACACUGUCCAAGCCCAGCCCCAUGCCUGUCAGCCAGGAGUGUUUCGAGACACUCCGAGGAGAUGAACGGAUCCUCUCAAUCCUGCGACAUCAGAACUUGCUGAAAGAGCUCCAAGACCUCGCUCUGCAAGGUAUUACCCAGUCACUGUCUGUGAUCUGGGUAAAUUCCAGUAACAGAGUCAGAAAGUCAUGGUGGAAGAUUGAGCAAGUGCAGGUCUGUGGUCCCAGGGGGAGGGGCAGGGACUGGGGAAGGGCAGUCCUCCCUCACUGUCCUGCUCUUGUCCCCCACCUGCCCCCAGGCUGGUCCGAGGCUCUGGCCGAGGGUGGAGCCAGGAAGACUGGGGCGGAGGAGGCACCGCGCCCCGAGGGGAAGGGGCAGCACUCCCAGCAGGAGCAGGAGGAGCGGCUCUCCAAGCAGUGGGAGGAUGCCAAGCGGUGGAGCAAGAUGGACCGGCUGGCCAAGGAGCUGACGGCCGACAGGCGGCUGGUGGCAGAGGACGAGGAGGACGACCCUGACCGCCCCAUGAAGCCCGCCUCCAGGGCCCGGGCCGAUGGCUCCCGGGGCCCUGGGCUGCAGCUGCGACGAGACUGGAGGCCGUCCUCCCUGGAGGACAGCGUGGAGGGGGGCCUGCCCCUCCAGGUGCGCAGCUACCCGGAGGAGAAGAAAGAGGAGGAGGGCAGUGCCAACCGCAGACCAGAGGUUGGUACUGGGUGGGAGCCGGCCCCGGGACGGGCCUCCGGAGUGUGGGCCCAGCUGGGAGGGCAGCCCCACCCGGGUGUGCGGCCCCUGCCCCGCUGAGAGCACAUGGUCCCC
Molecule: messenger RNA, 1142 nt
Organism: Manis javanica (Malayan pangolin)
Lineage: Eukaryota; Metazoa; Chordata; Mammalia; Pholidota; Manidae
Source: RefSeq, a predicted model, not a curated record